Molecule: messenger RNA, 1256 nt
Organism: Trematosphaeria pertusa
Lineage: Eukaryota; Fungi; Ascomycota; Dothideomycetes; Pleosporales; Trematosphaeriaceae
Product: lysine decarboxylase-like protein-like protein
Exons: 1
Coding region: 312-977 (221 amino acids)
Biological process (GO): cytokinin biosynthetic process
Cellular component (GO): cytosol
Molecular function (GO): hydrolase activity, hydrolyzing N-glycosyl compounds
Source: RefSeq, a predicted model, not a curated record
GCAUCAUGGCUUGAUGUGACUCCGCCAAAAAAUCAAUCAUGCGGCAAUCUUCGGGGAAUGCCUUAACAUUGACGGUAUAAAUGGCACGCUCGCUCCCCUCGAUGAACCCAUUCCCGCUUUCCGAACUUUCCUUCUCGCCUUUCUUCUGUCCCUACUAGCUCCAGUUCACGUCAUUGAAUUCUGAUAUAACCCCACCAUUCCAUUCCUGAACGCCCUUCUCGGCCAGCAAACAACGUCGAACCGGGGGAAUCCAAUCAAUCAAUCCUUUAGCCUCUCUAUCAACUGUCUUUUUCAAAUCUACAAAGUCCACCAUGACCGCCAAUUCGACCACGAAGCAGCCCGUAGUCUGUGUCUUCUGCGGCGCCUCGGCCGGCGGCUCCCCCGUGCACCUCGAAGCCGCCCGCGCCCUCGCCCGCGUCCUCCAUGCCCACAACAUAAAGCUCGUCUACGGCGGCGGCACCGUAGGCCUCAUGGGCGAAGUAGCGCGAACCCUCGUCUCUCUCUCCGGCCCCUCUGCCGUCCACGGCAUCAUCCCGCAACCCCUCGUCAAAUACGAGCAGAAGCACGACCCGAACGACCCCACGGCGCACACAAUCGACGAAGCCAUCUACGGCAAGACAACACUGGUCAAGGACAUGCACACCAGAAAGCAGAUGAUGGCCCGGGAGGUCAUCGAGGGUGGCCCCGGUGGCGGCUUUGUCGCGCUGAGCGGCGGAUACGGCACGCUGGAAGAGCUUAUGGAAGUCACCACGUGGAACCAGCUGGGUAUUCACAGCAUGCCCGUCAUUGUGUAUAAUGUGGACGGAUACUGGGACGGACUGCUGACUUGGGUCAAGAACGCGGUUAGCUCUGGCUUCAUCGCGCCGACGAAUGCUGGCAUUCUGGUAGAGGCGUUGGAUGCAGCUGAAGUAAUUACAUGCUUGAAGGAGUAUACGAACGCGGAAGGCAGGUUCAACUUGACCUGGGAUUCAGGUUGAUCAGGCUAUGGCGGGCUUGCCGGCCACAUAAAGUUUAACACAUGCUGGUUUCCAUACAGGUUCCGACCACACACGAAGAGGGAUAUGAUAAGGGUCGAAGCGGCAUGAGUCGGGGCUCAAAUCCCCGCAAGCAAGCAAUACCGCUGUGGCUCAAGAUAUCAUCCCGUAGAGAAAGGUUUUGGUCGUCCAUUAAUCAUGUCACAAUAGAUACUUUUUAGAGGACGGGAGUUUAGUGGCUAUGUAGACUCAUCACGAAAUGAACAAGGAAGUCAAAAGUGU